Messenger RNA from Perca fluviatilis (European perch), 3829 nucleotides. It is a transcript of the gene tmem63a, whose product is annotated as transmembrane protein 63A. Gene Ontology annotation, molecular function: calcium-activated cation channel activity; nucleic acid binding. The transcript is spliced from 22 exons. Gene Ontology annotation, cellular component: plasma membrane. The coding region runs from base 1 to 2358 and encodes 785 amino acids. The record is from RefSeq and is a predicted model, not a curated record. NCBI's taxonomy places the organism in Eukaryota, Metazoa, Chordata, Actinopteri, Perciformes, Percidae.
AUGUCUUCUGUGUGGUGGGAGCAGUUGCUGGAAACAAAUGGUACCGUCAUGGACAACAGAAGCUGCUACAGCUCCAAACAGAGCACCGUUCUCACGGGAAUCGGCUUUGGAGGAGUGCCAGUUGUGCUACUGCUCGAUUUCUCGGUCUUUCUGGUGUUGCUGAUUGUCUUCUCUAUUAUCAGGAGGAUGUUCUGGGACUACGGGCGUCUGGCAUUAGUUGCAGAUAACGAAGGGUUCACCGAGUCAACACGCCGUCGCUAUGGACGCAUGUCAUCCUUAGUGUCCAGCAUGGAUGACCUAGAGUAUGAAUUGGGGUGCUGCUCUUGGCUGCCCUACAUCCUCAGAAUGGAUAAGGAAAAAAUAAAAGCCAGAUGUGGCAUGGAUGCUGUUCACUACCUGUCCUUCCAGCGUCAUCUGAUCGCCCUGCUGUUGGUUAUAACUGUCACCUCCCUUGCAGUCAUACUGCCAGUCAACAUGACAGGAGACCUGCUUGAUAAUAAUCCACAGAGUUUUGGAAGGACCACUGUUGGGAAUCUUUCAACAAAAAACGACCUGUUAUGGCUGCAUACAGUGUUUGCAGUUUUGUACCUGAUCCUGACAGUUGUUCUGCUGCGCCGUCACACAUCACAAAUGAAAGGCAUGCGCAGAGAGACGACCAGAAACACUUUGUUUGUGUGUUCAGUCCCUAAAACAGCAACAGAGGAAGAUGUAAAGACCCAUUUCACAGAGGCGUACCCUUCCUGUCAAGUGUGUGCUGUGACCCUGGGCUAUGACGUGGCAAAGCUCAUGCACCUUGAUAAGGAAAAGAUGCGAGCAGGAAAAAACCUGCGCUACUAUGAACAUGCCCUAGAGAAAACAGGGACACGUGAGUUGAUUAACACCCGUUUGUGUGGUCACCUCUGUUGCUGCUCCCACUCUGAGGUUGAUGCCAUAGAGUACUACAGUACUAAAGAAAAAGACCUGCUGGAAGAGGUGAGGAAGCAGACAGAACUUGUGCCACAGCGCCCCCUGGGGAUGGCCUUCGUCACCUUGCAGACCGAGGCUAUGGCCAAGUACAUUCUGAGAGACUUCAAUGCACUCGAGUGUGGUGGCAAAAGCUGCUGUUGUGGGAGGCUGCCCCAACCUUCAUCCAACAGUGGAACUCUGAAAGUAAACAAGUGGAGCGUCAGCUAUGCACCCCAUCCCAGAAAUGUGUAUUGGGAAAAUCUCUCAGUGCGGGGCUUUCACUGGUUCAUGCGCUAUGUUACGCUCAACUUCUUCCUUUUCGUCCUGCUCACCUUCCUCACGACUCCCACCAUCAUUAUCAACACCAUGGAUAAGUGGAAUGUGACUAUGCCCAUCUACUAUCUCAAUAGUCCUGUCAUCAGUCAGUUCUUCCCCACUCUCCUGCUGUGGUCCUUUUCUGCGUUGCUGCCUACCAUAGUUUACUAUUCUACAAUAGGAGAGGCACACUGGAGCAGGUCCAGUGAGCAGCUGAGCAUGAUGCGUAAGCUGUACUUCUUCCUGCUCUUCAUGGUGCUAAUCCUCCCCUCGCUAGGACUCACCAGUCUUGCCUUUUUUUUCCGCUGGCUGUUUGAUGAACAUUUUCUCGCAGAUGGGAAACUGAGGUUUGAGUGUGUGUUCUUACCUGACCAAGGGGCCUUUUUUGUCAACUAUGUGAUCACAGCAGCCCUGGUGGGCUCUGGGAUGGAGUUGCUGCGGUUGCCAGGAUUACUGCUUUACAUCAUCCGUAUGGUGUUUGCUCGCUCUGCUGCUGAAAGGAAAUAUGUCAAACAGAACCAGGCCUAUGAGUUUGAAUAUGGAGCCAUGUAUGGCUGGUCCCUAUGUGUCUUCACUGUAAUUAUGGCUUACAGCAUCAUAUGUCCUAUUAUUGUUCCUUUCGGUCUCCUGUACAUGAUGCUCAAGCACCUGGUGGACAAACACAACCUGUACUUUGCCUACCUGCCUGCUCGCCUAGACCGCCAGGUCCACCUGGGAGCUGUCAAUCAAGCUCUGGCCGCGCCCAUCAUCUGCCUAAUAUGGCUUUACUUCUUUUCUGUCCUCAGAGCAGGUUUCUGGAAACCUACAUCUCUAUUCACACUUGUGGUCCUGUGUAUCACCGUCUUCAUCUGUGUCAGCUACACCUGCUUUGGCCAUUUCAAGUACCUCAGUCCACACAACUAUGCGGUGAAAGAGGAGGAUGAGGAUAGAGUAGAGGGAGUGGAAGAAAACACCAAGGUCUACCUUCCCAGAGUGCUUAAUUCCAAAUCACCUGCCGUAGCACAACAGGGCUCUAAACAUCAGCAGUCUUACGGCUCUACAGAGGGCAGCCCGGUCCACAGCUCCAGCCCGGUGACAGACCGCAUGUCAGAUGGCUGAUUCAGCUUAUCUCAACACUGAGUCAAAGCUUUGGAGUCAGGAUGCCCACAACUCCUGAUCGGAAAUCUGCUUCCUUCACAAUUAUUUCUAGCCUGGUUCACGAAACUCAGAUCAAACUGUUAAACUGGGCAGUGCUAAUCAGAUACCAAUCAAGAUUCUGUGACAUUAUUGCCUAUUUCCCGCUUAAAAUGUUUUUAGAAAAGACAUUUUACUGUAAUGUUUAGCUGUAAUUUGAGAAAGUUUGUGACCAGGCCGCCAUUUUUUUGCCUGCUUGAAAACGGACCAAGCACCGCCCCAACUUUCAUGUGUCACUCAGCGCUAUGUCACACGUUUCGUUGCUCCGAUAGGUUGUAGGUCUAUCCAAUUGCGUCCAGAGGCAUUUUGGUCUGCACCCUUAUUAACGCCCCUUGGAAAUCGAAAAUUAACUGAGAGGUUUCAUACUAAUGCACAUUUGUGAAUUAGUCUGGCAAUGCCAGGCUAAGAAGAAAGGAGAGAAAAAUCUCCAGAUGGUACUACAGAAGAAUGUGCAAAAGAUUACAAAGACCUGCACUGUGCCACCCAACACAAGUCCCACUUUCUUACCUUCAUUUAAAUUGCCUUCUACAGGAAAGAAGGUAAAUAUGAAUGUGCUGAGAAAUCUGAAUUAGUUACAUAUGUAUAGGUGUAUUUUCUGUAUGAGACCUCUCAAUCACCAAGGUAUGUUUAGCCAAAACCUGCCAUUUCAAACAAGCCAUUAUGUUUGUGAAAAAAACAACUUUAUAAUUUAUUCAUUGCACAUGUUGAAGCUGAUUAUGCAAGUUUCACCAGAACAAGACAAUCAAGCCAAGUCAGCAACACUGAUGCCAAAGAGGUGGACAAGCAGAACUUUCUGUUUGUUACUUGUUGUCUAGAUUUUGUUCCAGUUUAGAUUUCUUCACAGUGCCUUUUUUGAUGCCAGAUGACAACACCUGCCAAGGGAAUAACUUAUUGCCUUAUGUUCAUGAUGCACUUUCUGUAUCAAGAGAGGCCUGUUUGGUGUUACUAACACAAGAAGUUAAUGUUGGCUUUUGUAAUAUGACAAGAGAACACACAUGUAUUUCAGUAUUGCAGGAGAUUUGCACCCACAACUUUUUAUUUAAAUCACAUAUGGCAAUGGUUAGAGCUAUUAUUUUCUGUUUUUGUUUCAGAUAAGACAAUCAUGUUGUUCCAUUAAUGAAGGAACGUUUUAAACAGGUCAACGUUUUUUGUAUUUAAGUUACUUUGAAGUUAUGUUUUUGCAGCUUUUUUAAAUGUGCAUUUUAACAAGGAGCUAAAUCCUAAAGGCAAAUGUGUAACUUUAAUAAGAGUGUUGAAGUUUAGCAGAUAAAAUGUCUUCAGAUUGCAUGUUAAGAGAAACUCAGACUUUGUAGCUUUGUAUUUGGUGAUUUAAAUGUAAAUAUGAAACAAUCUUACAUGCUGUUUUUAAAUACAAACGGGAACAACUUUACUGUUA